AUGUUCCAUACGCCACCAAUAGACUCUUCUUUCAAAGACGAAUCAACGAAAGAAUCUUAUUCAGACCCAUUGCACACGAUAAUCAACCAACAACCAGCUGAUAAUAAUGAAGGUAAUGAUAAUGACGAUGAAGGACUACCUCAGGAACUACCACCACAAUUAAAUGAACUAAUCACCAUUUUUUUAAAAGAUUUGAAAACCCCAAAAUAUAACAAACCAUUAACUCCUGAACAAUUAUAUUCAACUUUCCAAACUUUUUACAAGAAAUUCCACCAGAGAGCUGAAUUGUUUGUUAAAGGUUCUGUUUAUUAUAAAAAAAGAAUAACUAGGAUUGAAUUACAAACAAGAAAUGAGAUUGCAAGUGAUAAGAAAUUUAAUAAAACCAUUGAAUUGAAAAUAAGAAGAUAUAUUGAGAUUGCAGAGGAACAAAUAUGUAUUGAACUAUUUGAAAAAUUGUUUAAUAAAUUCCCUAAAGAUAUCAAGAUAAAUUCAUAUUUAAUUGAAAAAUUAUCAAUUAUUAAAAAAAUUAAAGGUAUUGAUUAUAAUGUCUUGCUUGAUAUUGCCAAAAUUGAAUUUGAUCAACCAAUAAUUAAAGAAAUUUCUCAUAAGUUCAAUGAACUAAACCAUUUCACUACACCAUGUUCCAAAUUAAAAGUAUUGAUCUCAAUACAUUCUUCAAUAAAUCAAUUUCUCAAAACUCAAUUAUCAAAUGAAUUUGUUGAUGGAGAUUAUUUCUUACCUUUAUUAAUCUAUUUAAUCUUGAUCAAUGAAGAUGAUGUUGAUUUUUAUUCCAAUUUCAUAUAUAUCAAAAGGUUUAGACAAGAUUCAUUACUGGUUGGUGAAUCUUUAUACUGUUUAACAAAUUUCGAAGCUGCAAUUACAUUUAUCCAACAUUUAGAAUUAUUAAAUGAUGGGUUUGAUUAUUCAAAUUUAACUCAACAUGAAUUAGACUUCUUGAAAUUAAAACUUUCUUUAGAAAUUGAUGAAUCAAUUGAUAUUCAUAUUCCAUCAGAUGGUCAUAUUUUAUCAAAUUCCACAGAUGGUAUUAAAUUAAUAAGUUCUGCAAUUGAUAGUUCUUUUAAAUCAAUGAUGCAUAGAUUUGGUUCAUCGAGUAUAGUACCGACCCAAACAAAUGAAAUGAUAGAUGAAGUUGAACCAAGCAAUGAUGGGUACAAUCCAAUAAAUAAACUUGUUGGGGUGAUGAAAUGGAGAAGUAAUACACCAACACCACCUGAUAAUGGUACAGUUACUAAUCGCUCAAGAUCAAAUACAUUGAAUAGAUCAAGAUCAUCAACUUUGAACUCCACGCCUGUUGAUAUUCACAAGUUUAAGAAUAGGAAAUUUAAAGAUUUGAAAAUAUCUGAAUUGGAGGAAUUGUUCAAUGAUUAUUCAACCUUGACGAAAUGGUUAGAUAAGUGA
Hansenula anomala is the source of this 1419-nucleotide messenger RNA. It is a transcript of the gene MUK1, whose product is annotated as guanine nucleotide exchange factor MUK1. The record is from RefSeq and is a predicted model, not a curated record. Gene Ontology annotation, biological process: vesicle-mediated transport. Gene Ontology annotation, cellular component: cytosol; endocytic vesicle. The coding region runs from base 1 to 1419 and encodes 472 amino acids. NCBI's taxonomy places the organism in Eukaryota, Fungi, Ascomycota, Saccharomycetes, Phaffomycetales, Wickerhamomycetaceae. Gene Ontology annotation, molecular function: small GTPase binding; guanyl-nucleotide exchange factor activity. The transcript has a single exon.